Messenger RNA from Orbicella faveolata, 1854 nucleotides. Its product is annotated as histamine H2 receptor-like. Gene Ontology annotation, biological process: G protein-coupled receptor signaling pathway. Gene Ontology annotation, molecular function: G protein-coupled receptor activity. Gene Ontology annotation, cellular component: membrane. The record is from RefSeq and is a predicted model, not a curated record. NCBI's taxonomy places the organism in Eukaryota, Metazoa, Cnidaria, Anthozoa, Scleractinia, Merulinidae.
GUUUUAAUGAGAAUGUUUUGAACCAAGGUAAAACAUGUCUUCAGUAAGCUUUUUACCAAAUGAAAACUACACCAACAAUGUUACUAGUUCAAACUCAGAAUCCCAAAGCAGUGAAGAAUAUGUCGGAGAAAGAUACGUGCCGUUAAUUAUCAACUGCGCAUUAAAUGCGCCGCUGUCUCUGAUUGCGAUAUUAGGGAAUAUGGUUGUUAUUUACUCCAUAUGGAAAACUCCUUCUCUACAUUCGCCGUCCAAUAUAUUAUUACUUGGGCUUGCUGUAUGCGACUUCAGUGUUGGAAUAACUGUGCAACCUUUCUACAUCAUCUAUCAAUCGUUUUACCUCUCAAAUCAUCUGCAAACAUGGCUAGCAACCAUGAAAGUAUAUAAUUUCCUUUCCAAUCUGGUUUGUGGUGUCUCCUUUCUCACCACGACUGCUGUAAGCGUCGACAGAUAUAUCGCUAUCCAUCUUCAUUUACGCUACCGCGAACUUGUCACUUUGCGCGGAAUGGGUCUACUCCUUGUCGUUUUGUGGAUCACUGCAGCGUUCGUCGCUUCAACCCUUAUUUGGAAGCCGAGUAUAACAUUCUUCCUCGUUGCUUCUGUUAUAGUCGUUUGCCUUUGCGGCACGUUUGGUAUCUAUGUCAGGAUUUUCACGGUUGUUAGGCAACACCAGAGAAGAAUUCAAGGUCAGCAAAGUCAGAAGACACGAAAUUUCGGGAACACCAAACCGUUUGCCAAAUCUGCAAUUGGUAUGUUUUACGUCUGUUUCGUUCACUUCCUUUGUUAUGUUCCAUAUUUCGUUUUUCUCAUUCUUCGAGAUAUGUACAAGACAAAUACUUUCACUAUACUGGCAACGGAAUAUGCUCAAACCCUUAUUUUUCUAAACUCUUCACUGAAUCCAAUAGUCUACUGUUGGCGUCUUGGUGAGAUUCGCGCGGCAGUGAAACGCUCCCUUGCGUCACUUGGUUGCAAACGUUUCGAGAACCCUGAAGCUAGAGUUAUCGCUAUUGCUGAGAUCAGUUUGAAGUGAUUUAAAGCCUCGUAAAAGCCGUGAAGGAUAGACUGGUUCUGCAAAAUAGUACUCCACAAAUAAUAGCAAUUGCAACUCGUUUUUAGGAAGUAAAGACGGUGCGAGAAUGAAAAGAGACUAAAAACAAAAAGCUUAAUUUGAGCAAAAAGUUUGGUAACAUAUUGAAUCUUACGAAAGCCGAAAGCUAAGGAUACAUCGCAAUUGCAAGAACGCAUUAAUUAGUAAGAAGGUUAACGGACGCGAAGACAGAGAUGGAUCAGUUACUCCGAAGAUCAAAGUUUCAGGUUAUAUUUUAAUUCUGAGUUUGACCAUAGCGAUACAAGGCGCAAACACUCAUCUCACAGGGAAAAGAAGGCAUGCUAAUAUUAAAUGGACCGCUUUUAAGUUUUAAUGUGGCUUUUGGAUCUCAUCAAAAUUUUGUGUAACAAUUAACAUUCAGACAUCAGAACGUUAUCAUCAAAUGGACUGCAGAAAUAGUCAUUAUCAUCUAGGAAACUUGAUCUACAAACAGAUUUGUAAGACUGAAAUUUACAGAAGUAUAUGAGAUAAGAACCAUGGAGACUUGAUAUACUAAGCUUGAAUCUUAAUUAAUUGAUUCAGUGCGGCCAGGUGCAAUAUUGUUUAUAUGUUAUAACAAAUUAUUGAGCCAUAUCAUUGUUAUUGAAAAUUUACGAAAAUUGGUUUGGGUGCUGUAUGGCGUCUAUCAACAAAAACAGUAUAGAAUCGCCUGCUGUGACCAUAAAAUAGGCAGUUAUUAAUCGUCAAUCUUUGAGAGUCUUAGUGGCGCCAAAUCGUUAAUAGACCACUUUCGACAUAUUAAAAUUCAG